CCCCACCCAAAAAAAAAAGUGCUUGUUCCACUGAAUUCAUUGACUUUAUUUCUGUUUUUAAAGAAGUGUUGUGAGGGGAGUGGCUAAAAAGGACUUCUCAGCUAUACCAGCUCACUCUGCCUAAUUAGCAUGGUCAAGUACUCAGUUUGGUUUUAUCCUGGGGCAAGUUCUCUUGAUGGUGAGAAGAUUAGCAGUCAAGAGGCUCCAAGAGAGGGGUUAGAGUGUACUUAGAGGACAGCCUUUAGCUUUAGAAGAUAAUUGAUGUUUGACAUUUUUUCCCUUUAUAGGCUGAGUGUCAAAUAUCGGACAGGGCUAGAGCCCCCUCAUUAAUCCUGACAACUGUUACUUCUCUGUGAUGUUAGAAUAAAGGGUGUUUGCUCUUUUAAUGUCAGGCCUUCUCUCCUCCUGCAAACCACUCAUGUCCAGAGAAUGUACUAAGAGGCUAGCUGCAUGCUUUUCUGGGCAGCUAGAAGUUUGCAUCUAUGGCAAGGCAAACUUGACCAGCUUAUCUUGAAUGGGAUAGAAGCACUCUUCUAUAUUUGCUGUGAAUAUUUUUAAAGUGGUACAGCAUGGGUUAAUGUUUAGAGCUGACUAUGGUAAGGACAGUGUGUGUGCGCGCGCGCGCGUAUUUGUGUGUGUGGCUAUUUUUAAAGCCUGAUAAAGUAUUUUUGGUGGACUUGCAUAGAUUUGGAAAAAUGAAAACCAUCUCUGACACUCAACCUUUUACCACUGAGGUAUUCCCAUAGAACAGGGGUUGGCAAACUUUUCCUGUAAAGAGCCAAAUGGUAAAUGUUUUCAGCUUUGGGGGUCAUACAGUCUCUGUUGCAGCUCCUCAACUCUGCCAUUGUAGUGUGAACGCAGUUAUAAGCAAUAGGUGACUGGAUGAGCAUGGCUUUGUUCCAAUAAAACUUUAUUUAAUAAAACAGGUGGUGGGACAAAUAUGACCUGGUGACUGAGGUGUGUUAACCCCUGCUAGAAAGUUCUACUGCUUAAAUAUAGCUCUGGCUUUGUGGCUAGAUUUCAUCUUAGAGGACACUUUGCCCCUCACUUUGCCUCCUUGUCUUCCCAGACACCACAUUGCAGAUUGUCCCUUGCUGCAGUCUGUAACAGAAACAUGAUUCUGGGUGCUUUGUAUGUACUGUGUCUUUCCCUGGCAACUGAAGGCCCUGGAGAUCUUGCCUAGCUGUUAAUCUGCUCUGGGGUCCUACCUUAAUAUGUUCUGGGGUCUUGUCUUGUCAGAGAGGGUCACUGUAGGACCUCAGAGAGGCCUUUGGGACAGGUAAGACAGAUCAGCAUUUCAACAGAUCACCCCUGGUUUCCAGCCAACUAUCAACAACCAACUUGUGUAUCUUACUAGAGGCUCUGAGAUAAGCCUUAAUUCCGGCACACUGUGGGACACACAAGAGCCGAAAACGUCCCUUUUGCUAAUGAGUUGUGUGGUAUUUUCUCACUUUAUCUCAGGUUUCCAGCCUAACCGCUCCACGAGCUAUCUUUUCAAAAUUCCAGCAGUUUUUUCCGAGUUUCCCAUUAAACCAUUGAAAUCCAAAUGACACAUAUGCAUAGUUUUCCCAAAUGCAGGAGGGAAUCUGCAUUUUUUUAUUGAAAAAGGGAGGUGGCACUCCUGCAAAGUAAAGCUGCUCCCUCUGCCUCAUCCCUCUUGGCUUGAUGUACUUAUUUCUCUGAGUAUCUGAUUUGUUGCUGUCUCUGGGCAGUGUUGCUCCUUUUUUGUACUGCUGUCCCACUGCUUGCAGUGACUCAGGUGUGCUUGGAAACAGGACGCAACCAACUGUGGUUGAGUUAUAUUCACCCUGACAGCCGGAAUGUACAGUGUGAUUUAUGGGAGUUGUUCACACAGAGAUCCCCAGAUAGCUUGGUUUUCUGACAUCCAUGUGAAGUGUUGAGGCCCAGGAAAGAGGAAUACACUCCAAGGAACCAAUGGAUGCUAAUGACAUUUCUAAGUGCUAUGAUGAAUUGAGCCUGGACUUUUUAAUGUCAACUUAAGAGUACACUAGAAUAGAACACAGCAUUGGAUUUCCAUACAACUGAGUUAGCAGCUGGCAAUUUAACCAGAUGAACUUUGUUACUUUGGAAGAGCUUAUUGAAAUCUCUGAAAGAGGGAUGAGAGAUAAAGGAAGAAAAUCAAUCCGUGUGACCACACAUUAAAUGGAUCAAAACUUAGCAAAUUCACAGCCUGGGCAAACAGAUUUAAUGGUUUAUUUUUAUCAAUUUUUUACCAUGGAAUUUGAAACAAGAAUGACUUUGGACACCUGAAUUCUACCUAUUCACUCCAGCUUGCUUUUCUUUAAAAGAAAGAUACCAAAUGAAAUGAUUUUUAAGACCUUUUUCGCAUUGAGUCAACAUUUUGUUGACACAAACCUAGUUAGAGUUCUAAAAAGUAUCAUACUGUCCCUUGCUCAAGUUAAGUACGAAAUCGCCUAGGAAAUUUUUUCUAAACCCAGUGCCAUGUUCCAUUCUUUACCCUGCCCUAUUGCAGCCCAAGAAUUGGAGUGAGUGGAAAGUAUGUUCCUGUUUUUUUCAAAACAGUGCUCAGGACACAUUUGUGACCACACCAGCUUCCGUCGCACUGCCGCUUCUGGUCUUCCGGUUCUGAGCAGCCGUCUUAGAGAUCAACUUUUGUAGCAGUCUGUUGAUGAGGUGAGGGCCGCCUGCUCAGGGGAGAUAAAGGUAGAGGUCUCCAGGCUCUUCUCUGGGGGCAGGACUCUCACCCCGGCAGCUGCGGCUUUGAUUGAAAAGGUAUGUGGCCCUCUGGAGCUGACUUCAACCAAAUGGCAUUGGUCUUUGAAAAAUGUACUUUAGCACAGCCCCUGUGGAACGUGUUUACUUAAGGAUUUUACCCCUGUUAGAAGUGAGAAUGUGACUACAGCUGGACUGCCCCUCACUGAAAGCAUUUGCUGCGAAUGUGUCUUCUGCUAAUAUGUUUAAGGAUCUGUAAUGAAAACAGAGUCAUUCUGAAAUAAAAGGACAUUGACAUAAAAAGCGGUAAUGGUUGAUGCUAUCUGUUUUUUAAGAUAAGGGUUUUGUCACAAAGGCACGAUUUAUGGUGGGAAUACUGAGUAGCAGUAGUGUGGCAGGUGAUAAAUCACUUUUCUCACCACUGGAUAUUGAGAAAAAAGGGAUACAAACACCUUUUAAAAACAGGAAAAAUAAAAGCACUCCAGGGCAUGUAGUUUAUGGAAAACAUAGUAGAGAAAGUGUGGUAGGACUGAGAUUGUGUGUAUGUUGUUGACUGAAAUGUUUUAAUCUCAUUUGGAGGCAUCGUUAAGAUAUAUUUUUGUAAAACUGAAUCUUGAAAAACUUAGUCCAUACACUGGGCAGCAUAUAAUCAUGCUUUUUAAUGUAGGGCUUUCACGGUAGCUAUGAUGGUGAUGAAAAUCACGAUCUUUCUCUUCUCUUUACCUUGUGCACAAGUUUUCUUCUGCCCAUGGCCAGGUAGAUGAGAGCAAACAAAAGCAGAUGUGUUUAUAGGAUGUUAAGGGCAAGAACAAAACUAAUACCUUAAGAGACUUUUUAGGAACCUCUUGGAAGCCAUGAGUCCAGGGAGGGGUUAUAGAGUCUGGGCACCUCCUGGGCACCUUCAUCCUCCUCCUCCUCCUCCUCCUCCUCUGUUCUCUGUGCUGGUGGAAACUUGAUACAUUGCCACAUGGAUGGGGGCUCAUACGGGCCACCACUGAUGCUUCAUUGCAGAUGGGAAGGCUCUGCUCCUGGAUCAGUCAAAAUCAAGGGCUAGCUUUUGAGGAAACCUGAAUCUAAGCAGCCGGUCCCUUGGAGCAAUAGAUUGUCUUAGAGAGGAUUCCUUCUCUUUUAGAGGACUCUAUGAAUGCAUAAUCCCAUCAGUAAGUGAGCGUGUGGGUUAAUGCCGCAUUGAUUACAUAUCUGGGGAUAUGUUGGGUGCAGAUGUGAGGACUCCUAUGCCAUAUAGCGUAACACCAAAAUUCAAGAAUUGUAUUCAUAUGCAGCCUUUACUUUUUGGCCAGUACAAAAACAAGUGAAAUAUGCCUGUAAUUAUUGCCAUAAAAUAGCAAUUCAUAGUCUCGCAUUUUGUUAACAUCCGUUGUCUCUUCCAGAUGUAUGCCUCAUAAGUUGGUCAGUCAGUAUUCGUUUGUUUCAUCAUUCAUUUAUUUGUUUUCUCAUUCAUUCAUUCAUUCAUGCAUUUGAGGAAUACUUGAGACCUUCUACAUGCCCAUUGUUGUCCUUGGUGCCAAUACACAGCAGAGAAGAAAACAAGAGUCCUGUCUUCGUGCUGCUUAAUCCUAGUAGGGCAGAGCCAGGCAGUAAGCGAGACCAAAUAUAUAAUGUGUCAGCGGGGUAGUAUAAGUGGUUGGAAGAAAAAUGAAGCAGGGUAAGAGAACAGAAAGGAAUAGAAGGCUAAAGGCUGAAAUGACAUCAUUUUCUCACCCCCUCUCAGGAGUUAGUGUCACCCAACUCCUCUCUGCCUCCUGCCUUUUAUCCUAAAAACAGCCCCGUGAGGGGGCAAGCAGGACUGUCAUUUCCAUUUACAGCUGAUGAAACCGAGGCACAGGGUUUAAGAGAUGGUCACGAUGGCACAGCAGGUAGAUGUCAGGUCACUCAGAGCCCCUGUUCUCAACCCCUCGAGAGUUCCUUCUCUUCACCACUGCCAGCCCUAGUCCAACCCAGCGCCUGGCCCUUUGGCCAUGGGCAGGCUCAGUAAGUGCAUGUUUGAACCGAGGCACUGUGCUAAGCGCUGGGGAGGAAGAGAAAGGUAACCUCAGGUCCUGCCUGGAGAAGACCCCAGACUAAUGAGGAGUGCUCCUGGGAACACCCUGCCACAGGGCUGAGAUUCGGCACAGGGCUGUCUGUCCUGUGUGUCUGUCAGUGUGUGUGCGGGUGUGGGAGUGGGAGGCUUCUGAGAAAGCUUCACUGAGGAGCAGCUGAUCUCAUUGCAGAGAAGAGGAGAAAGGCAUUCCGUGCAGUGCAAAUUGCCAGUGUAGAAGCCUCGGGGCUUAAGAGAACGUGACAUGGAAGAGACAGGAAAUAUGUACUCUUGUACAGGUAUGCGGCACACGUGUGGCCCCCUCCCUCCCAGCCUCCUCACUAAAGAUUAUUAAGCUGCCUAUUCUCCUGGUUCACCUGAGGCUGUUUUGAGAGAAUCUCAGAAUCUCAGUGUUCAUUUCAUACGACGUUCUUCGGGCUCCUCUUGUUCAUCUUUGCAGACUGAAGUAUUUAUGAAGGACCUUCAGAAAUCUGAUUACUCCUGAUGAAUCAAAGAGUAAAGAAGAAUCAAACAUGAUUAACCAGGUCAACGGCAAAGACUUGUCCAGAGCAACUCAUGACCAGGCUGUGGAAGCUUUCAAGACAGCCAAGGAGCCCAUAGUGGUGCAGGUGUUGAGAAGAACACCAAGGACCAAAAUGUUCACGCCUCCAUCAGAGUCGCAGCUGGUGGACACGGGAACCCAAACCGACAUCACCUUUGAACAUAUCAUGGCCCUCACUAAGAUGUCCUCUCCCAGCCCGCCCGUGCUGGAUCCCUAUCUCUUGCCAGAGGAGCAUCCCUCAGCCCAUGAAUACUACGAUCCAAAUGACUACAUUGGAGACAUCCAUCAGGAGAUGGACAGGGAGGAGCUGGAGCUGGAGGAAGUGGACCUCUACAGAAUGAACAGCCAGGACAAGCUGGGCCUCACUGUGUGCUACCGGACGGACGAUGAAGAUGACAUUGGGAUUUAUAUCAGUGAGAUUGACCCCAACAGCAUUGCAGCCAAGGAUGGGCGCAUCCGAGAAGGAGACCGCAUUAUCCAGAUCAAUGGGAUAGAGGUGCAGAACCGAGAAGAGGCUGUGGCUCUUCUAACCAGUGAAGAAAAUAAAAACUUUUCAUUGCUGAUUGCAAGGCCUGAACUCCAGCUGGAUGAGGGCUGGAUGGACGAUGACAGGAACGACUUUCUGGAUGACCUGCACAUGGACAUGCUGGAGGAGCAGCACCACCAGGCCAUGCAAUUCACAGCUAGCGUGCUUCAGCAGAAGAAGCACGAGGAAGACGGUGGGACCACAGAUACAGCCACCAUCUUGUCCAACCAGCACGAGAAGGACAGCGGUGUGGGGCGGACCGACGAGAGCACCCGCAAUGACGAGAGCUCGGAGCAAGAGAACAACGGCGACGAUGCCACCGCAUCCUCCAACCCGCUGGCGGGGCAGAGGAAGCUCACCUGCAGCCAGGACACCUUGGGCAGCGGCGACCUACCCUUCAGCAACGAGUCCUUCAUCUCGGCCGACUGCACGGACGCCGACUACCUGGGGAUCCCAGUGGACGAGUGCGAGCGCUUCCGCGAGCUCCUGGAGCUCAAGUGCCAGGUGAAGAGCGCCACUCCUUAUGGCUUGUACUACCCUAGCGGCCCCCUGGACGCCGGCAAGAGCGACCCCGAGAGCGUGGACAAGGAGCUGGAGCUGCUGAACGAGGAGCUGCGCAGCAUCGAGCUGGAGUGCCUAAGCAUCGUGCGCGCCCACAAGAUGCAGCAGCUCAAGGAACAGUACCGCGAGUCCUGGAUGCUACAUAACAGUGGCUUCCGCAACUACAACACCAGCAUUGACGUGCGUAGGCACGAGCUCUCGGACAUCACCGAGCUCCCGGAGAAAUCCGACAAGGACAGCUCGAGCGCCUACAACACGGGCGAGAGCUGCCGCAGUACCCCGCUCACCCUGGAGAUCUCCCCCGACAACUCCUUGAGGAGAGCAGCGGAGGGCAUCAGCUGCCCGAGCAGCGAAGGGGCUGUGGCGACCACGGAAGCCUAUGGGCCAGCCCCGAAGAAUCUGCUCUCCAUCACAGAAGAUCCCGAAGUGGGCACCCCUACCUAUAGCCCAUCCCUGAAGGAGCUGGACCCUAGCCAGCCCCUGGAAAGCAAAGAGCGGAGAGCCAGCGACGGGAGCCGGAGCCCCACGCCCAGCCAGAAGCUGGGCAGCGCUUACCUGCCCACCUACCACCACUCCCCAUACAAGCACGCGCACAUCCCGGCGCACGCCCAGCACUACCAGAGCUACAUGCAGCUGAUCCAGCAGAAGUCGGCCGUGGAGUACGCGCAGAGCCAGAUGAGCCUGGUGAGCAUGUGCAAGGACCUGAGCUCCCCCACCCCGUCGGAGCCGCGCAUGGAGUGGAAGGUGAAGAUUCGCAGCGACGGGACGCGCUACAUCACCAAGAGGCCCGUGCGGGACCGCCUGCUGCGGGAGCGCGCCCUGAAGAUCCGGGAAGAGCGCAGCGGCAUGACCACCGACGACGACGCGGUGAGCGAGAUGAAGAUGGGGCGCUACUGGAGCAAGGAGGAGAGGAAGCAGCACUUGGUGAAGGCCAAGGAGCAGCGGCGGCGGCGCGAGUUCAUGAUGCAGAGCAGGUUGGAUUGUCUCAAGGAGCAGCAAGCAGCCGACGACAGGAAGGAGAUGAACAUCCUCGAACUAAGCCACAAAAAGAUGAUGAAGAAGAGGAAUAAAAAAAUCUUCGAUAACUGGAUGACGAUCCAGGAACUCUUAACCCACGGCACAAAAUCCCCGGACGGCACUAGAGUAUACAAUUCCUUCCUAUCGGUGACUACUGUAUAAUUUUCACUUCUGCAUUAUGUACAUAAAAGAGACCACUACCACUGGGGUAGAAAUUCCUGCCUCGUUCAAUGCGGCAAGUUUUUGUAUAUAAGAUAAAUACGGUCUUCAUGUUUAUAGUCCAAAUUUGCAGACCCUACAACUCUGGGUGUCAUAGGUCUAUUUUAAGGGGAGAGAGAGAAAAACACCCUUACUAUCUUGGAAGGCAAUAUUAACAAACAGAGCUUUUUUCAAAUAGCAAUUGUACUUUUCUACCUGUACCCUUUUACAUAAAGUGUUUAAAUUUCAGAAAGAUCUUUUAUUAAGCAUACUUUCACAGAAUAAUUUGUUUAAACUAUAUUCAUAUUAAAAAGUUAAACACGCUUUUUUUCCUGCCUAAAAACACAAAUACAACUGCCAGUAUGUAUUUUUAAUGGAACCCUAUUUUAUAAUGUUACGUUACUGAAUGUGUUUCAUAUGCGUGACCGUUAAGAUAUUAUUUAGGUGAAGGUUUCAACUCAAAACCACCCAACCCGGUGGUUAACGAUUUAAUACACAUAACCAAACCGGCAGCAUUUAGAGUUGGGAUAUACAUUUAAACAUUUUCCUGGUUAAGGUUCCCAAGAGAGUGUAAAGGUUUUAGCAGAAAGCAAAAUAUCAUGCAGCUUUAUGGAAGUUUAAAGCAUGUUUGCAAAUAUUGCAGCCCAUUGAAAGAAUUUGCAUGUACAGGAAAGUUGUGGAUGGAGAUGGUUUGUGGAAUUUUAAGUGCUCAUUGUAGUAAACUUUUGCUUUGUAGAUUUGAAGGUACAGACUUAUACAAGCAAGUUCACAAAAUCAUGAUUAGUUAUAAACAUUAAGUAAAAUGAAGUUAAAAUAAAUUAUUAUUUUCUAUUUGAUAUGUUUUGAUGUGAUUCCUCAUUUUGCAGUGGUGCCUAUGAAAUAAAAGCCUUUUGCAGUGUUU
Messenger RNA from Cercocebus atys (sooty mangabey), 8497 nucleotides. RefSeq names its product PDZ domain containing ring finger 3 (gene PDZRN3). The transcript is spliced from 8 exons. NCBI's taxonomy places the organism in Eukaryota, Metazoa, Chordata, Mammalia, Primates, Cercopithecidae. Gene Ontology annotation, cellular component: neuromuscular junction. Bases 5266 to 7560 code for a protein of 764 amino acids. Gene Ontology annotation, molecular function: protein binding; zinc ion binding; ubiquitin protein ligase activity. The record is from RefSeq and is a predicted model, not a curated record. Gene Ontology annotation, biological process: neuromuscular junction development; protein ubiquitination.